Trifolium pratense (red clover) is the source of this 1789-nucleotide messenger RNA. RefSeq names its product UDP-arabinopyranose mutase 1-like. The transcript has 4 exons. Gene Ontology annotation, biological process: plant-type cell wall biogenesis; UDP-L-arabinose metabolic process. The record is from RefSeq and is a predicted model, not a curated record. Gene Ontology annotation, cellular component: Golgi apparatus; cytosol. NCBI's taxonomy places the organism in Eukaryota, Viridiplantae, Streptophyta, Magnoliopsida, Fabales, Fabaceae. The coding region runs from base 232 to 1272 and encodes 346 amino acids. Gene Ontology annotation, molecular function: UDP-arabinopyranose mutase activity.
AAAAAGUGACCAAAUCUCACGGCAACACCACACAACUAUUGAACAGGUCAUAGUUACCUUAAACAUUCAGAAACCUUUUAACUAACCCAACACUAGUGCCGAUAACUUAGGCACUUUCACAUGUUACAUCACUAUUUUCAUCUCCUUAUAUUCCUUCACACACUCCCCUAAAAAACAAGUUCAUUUUCUCUCAACAAUUCACUUUUCUCUCUUCUUUUUUUUGUUGCAACUAUGGCUUCACCUCCAUUGAAAAAUGAACUUGACAUUGUGAUUCCUACUAUAAGGAACCUUGAUUUUUUGGAAAUGUGGAGGCCAUUUUUUGAACCUUAUCAUUUGAUCAUUGUUCAAGAUGGUGAUCCUUCAAAAACUAUUAAGGUUCCACCUGGUUUUGAUUAUGAACUUUAUAAUAGGAAUGAUAUUAAUAAGCUUCUUGGUCCAAGGGCUUCUUGCAUUUCAUUCAAGGACUCUGCUUGUCGUUGCUUUGGUUACAUGGUUUCUAAGAAGAAGUAUAUCUUCACCAUUGAUGAUGAUUGCUUUGUUGCCAAUGAUCCAACUGGAGCCAAAAUCAAUGCCCUUGAGCAGCACAUCAAGAACCUUUUGUGUCCAUCAACACCAUUGUUUUUCAAUACCCUUUAUGACCCUUUUAGAGAAGGGGCGGAUUUUGUUCGCGGAUACCCUUUUAGUCUUCGUGAAGGUGUUCCAACCGCUAUUUCUCAUGGACUUUGGCUCAACAUUCCUGAUUAUGAUGCUCCUACUCAGCUUGUCAAGCCUCUUGAGAGGAACACUAGGUAUGUGGACACUGUUUUGACCAUACCAAAAGGAACAUUAUUUCCAAUGUGUGGAAUGAACUUGGCAUUUGAUCGUGAUCUGAUUGGACCAGCUAUGUAUUUUGGUCUCAUGGGUGAUGGUCAGCCAAUUGGACGCUACGAUGAUAUGUGGGCUGGCUGGUGCUGCAAGGUGAUUUGUGAUCAUUUGGGGCUAGGAAUCAAGACUGGACUUCCCUAUAUCUAUCAUAGCAAAGCAAGUAACCCAUUUGUGAACCUAAGGAAAGAGUACAAAGGCAUAUUCUGGCAGGAAGAUAUCAUUCCAUUUUUCCAAAAUAUGGUUCUUCCAAAAGAAUGCACAACUGUUCAAAAGUGUUACAUUGAAAUGUCAAAGCAAGUCAAAGAGAAACUUGGAAAGAUAGAUCCUUAUUUUGACAAAUUGGCAGAUGCUAUGGUCACUUGGAUUGAAGCUUGGGAUGAACUUAACCCUGCCAAAGCAUCAUCUUAAGUCAAUCACAAAGCAUAAACCAAUGUUAAACUAUUAAAAAAAAGUUGAAGUAACGACGGAAAAAUAAAAUUGAUCGACAAGUUUGGCAUCGCUAAUACUUGGCGACAAAAUUAGAGACGGGUUUAUCUCUUUUUGUCUCUAAAUAUCCGUCGGUAUUUCAAUUUUUUAUAGUAGUUGUUCAAUUGCAAACAUUGCCAAUGAUCUUGAGUUUGAGCUAUUUAAAUACGUUGUGUAAUUUUGUUUUUAAUGUUAUUGUCACUAUAAAUUUGCAGCAUUGUUAGCUGCAAUUCUAAUUUUAAACAUGUGGUUUAAGGUUAGAAACAAUAAAGUACAAUGAUCUAGUUCAUUGUUUACUUGUGAUUUUGUUUUAUGAUGAGUAUUGGAGAUCAUUAAUUGUUUGUUGGACCUUAUAUCAUUUUGGAAUCUAUUUGUUUUUAUGCGAAAGCAAGUGUUGUUAGUCAUUAUUUAUGUUUUUAAUAUAGAUCAAAAGCGAGUGUCGCCUAUAAGAUUUUGGGUG